Ricinus communis (castor bean) is the source of this 1667-nucleotide messenger RNA. RefSeq names its product probable aspartic proteinase GIP2. NCBI's taxonomy places the organism in Eukaryota, Viridiplantae, Streptophyta, Magnoliopsida, Malpighiales, Euphorbiaceae. The coding region runs from base 139 to 1560 and encodes 473 amino acids. Gene Ontology annotation, molecular function: aspartic-type endopeptidase activity. The record is from RefSeq and is a predicted model, not a curated record. Gene Ontology annotation, biological process: proteolysis. The transcript has a single exon.
UUAAGCUAAGUAAGAAGAUUCAGUUUACAUGGUUUUACUAGGGGGCCAGGCCGGGUCAAGCAGUCGCUGUACUAUGGUCAUAUGUGGCGGCAAUGCAUGACACAGUCCGCAUAUAUCCAUGUGCUUCUUAGCUUAUAAAUGCCCAUCACAAUCUCGAAAAUCUUUAUCAGAAGUAAUCUUUCCCAGAUUUCUCCUAAUCAAACAGUUUUAAUGGCUUCAUCAUCAAUAAUUCAGUUCCUCCUCUUCUCCUUCCUCGUUUCCCUCCCCCUCUCUAUUGCACAAGCAUCUUCAAAGCCUAAGGCACUUAUCCUCCCUGUCAAUAAAGAUGCCACAACUCUCCAAUAUGUAACCCACCUCAAUAUCGGAACUCCUCUUGCCAAGAAAGACUUUGUGGUCGACUUAGGAGGCGCGCAUUUAUGGAUGGAUUGCGACGAUGGAUCAUAUGUCUCGUCCACGUUCAGACAAAGUCUCUGCGGCUCUGCACCAUGCUCGGUUGCUAAAGCUACUUGUACAGGUGGAUGCGUACCUGGCCAUCAUAAAUCAGGCUGCAGCAAUGAAACUUGUUAUGUACUAUCCACAAACACAAUCCAAGGUAGACUCGAAGUGGGUGUUGUUUCCAGAGAUAUAAUUGCCCUUCAAUCCACAGAUGGUGCAAAAUCUGGCUCGCUAGUAUCAAUCCCUGACUACAUCUUUGCUUGUGCCAAUGCGUGGGAUCUAAAGAGUCUUGCUAGUGGUGCUAAGGGAAUGCUUGGUCUUGGGAGAGAACAAAUUGCUUUGCCGAAACAACUUUCUUCAUCAUUCGGAGGAAGCUUUCGUCGUAAAUUCGCCAUAUGCUUGCCUUCCGACUCAAAAUCCAAUGGUGUCAUGUUCUUUGGAGACUCUCCUUAUGUAUUCUAUCCAAGCUACAACACAUCAAAAGCCAUUGACGUCUCAUCAAGAUUCAAACACACAAAGCUCUACAUCAACACUGUGUUUACAGGAUCAUCCACCGUGAUACGAGGACCCCCAUCACCUGAAUACUUCGUCAGGGUCACAUCUAUUUUAGUAAAUAGAAAACCCAUUCCCAUAAAUCGAGCAUUUCUUGAAUUCCAUGCCAAUGGAACCGGAGGAACAAAGAUAUCCACAGUAGAGCCUUACAUUCAACUUGAAAGCACAAUCUAUAAGGCUGUUGUCGAGGCAUUUGAUGAAGAGAUAUCAGUUUGGAAUGUCAGCAAGGUGGCACCUGUAGCACCGUUUAAAGAUUGCUAUAGCCUUGGAAAUAUGGGGAUAACAGGGCUUGGGAUUAGCGUUCCAGACAUUGCAUUUGAGUUUGAGAACAAUAAGAAUCUAAAUUGGGGAAUGUAUGGAGCUAAUACUAUGGUGGAGGUGAGUCGUGAUGUAGUCUGUUUAGCGUUUUUGGACAGGGGUGAGAUGCCGCUUAUUACAACGCCUAUUGUAAUAGGGGCACACCAGUUGCAGGAUAAUCUUCUUCAGUUUGAUCUUCAUUCAAAUAGGCUUGCAUUUACAGAAACACUUUUAUGGGAAGAAGUUGAGUGUUCCAACUUCAAAUUUGAUCUUUAAUUCAAAUAGGCUUGCAUUUUCAAUAUAUUCAGUUGUUCAAACAAAAACAAUGUAAUAGCAUAAAGAUGGUCAAAUAUAUGGAGACAAACAGAACUGAUAGAAGACUA